Molecule: messenger RNA, 699 nt
Organism: Aureococcus anophagefferens
Lineage: Eukaryota; Pelagophyceae; Pelagomonadales; Pelagomonadaceae
Exons: 2
Biological process (GO): regulation of DNA-templated transcription; DNA-templated transcription initiation
Molecular function (GO): DNA-binding transcription factor activity
Source: RefSeq, a predicted model, not a curated record
CUCCGCGACGGCCGGUCCGCGCGCCAGGCCCUCGUCGCGACGAACAUGCGCCUCGUCGUGUCCGUGGCGAAGCGGUACACGGGCCUGGGCCUCGGCCUCAGCGACCUCGUCCAGGAGGGCUCGCUGGGCCUCAUGCGCGCGGCGACGAAGUUCGACCCCGCGCGGGGCUGCAAGUUCUCGACCUACGCCUGCUGGUGGAUCCAGCAGGCCAUCCUGCGGGCCGUCGCGUUCCAGAGCCGGCUCAUCCGGCUGCCGAUGCACGUGCACCAGGACCUCGCCAAGCUCAAGCGCGGCACGCGCGACUUCACGGCGGCGCACGGCCGCGAGCCGUCGGACGGCGAGCUCGCGGAGCUGCUGGAGAUGACGCCCGCGAAGCUCCGCAAGGUCCGCGCGGCCGCGCGCCAGGGCGACACGCUCAAGCUCGAGGACACGUUGGCGUCCAAGGAGCCGACGGGCGAGACCGCCGUCGAGCUCGCGCUCCUCCACGAGGACCUCCACGCGGCCAUGGACGACCUCGACGCCGACGAGAAGCGCGUCAUCUCCCUCCGCUACGGCCUCGAGGACGGCGUGCCCUGCACGCCCGCGCAGGUCGCCGCGUCCUGCGCCGAGUCGAAGGAGUGGGUCCGCCGCUGCGAGAUGCGCGCCAUCCGCAAGCUCCGCAAGCCCCACCACCUCAUGACCCUCGGCCACUACAACGAG